This is a messenger RNA of Leptopilina boulardi, 3543 nucleotides long. It is a transcript of the gene ine, whose product is annotated as sodium- and chloride-dependent GABA transporter ine-like. Gene Ontology annotation, biological process: sodium ion transmembrane transport. NCBI's taxonomy places the organism in Eukaryota, Metazoa, Arthropoda, Insecta, Hymenoptera, Figitidae. The record is from RefSeq and is a predicted model, not a curated record. The coding region runs from base 500 to 3082 and encodes 860 amino acids. Gene Ontology annotation, cellular component: membrane. The transcript has 12 exons.
AAUCCCAGUUGGUGGCGUGUUCAUCGAGAUAAAAAAGUGAGAAAGAGAAUAAACCGCGCCGCGCCUUUUAUCGCUCCAAAUAGCCGCGGACCCGGUUCUCUCUCGGACUUGCCUCUCUCUCUCAUCACGUUUCAUUAUUAUUAUUAUUUUUUUUUAUAUAAUACAUAUUAGGAAGCUGUGUAAUACUCGAUUAUAGAUUAAUAAAAAAAAAAUAUAUAAGUAAUUGUCACUUUGCGCGUUGACUUUCAGUUGGUUAAACGUGAUCGUUUGUUAAACGUUAUACCGAGCAUCGUAUAUACCGAGGUCGAAACAUCUCACAGUGGCGCCUGGAGGGUUCCGGUCACGUGACUCACGUGUGCACCACAACUACAUGUGUCAUAUUAUCAUCAGAGUUCCAAAAAAAAAAUUCUUUUUUCUUAAUUAGCAGAACGAAAAUUGUUUCUGUUUUUAUGAAAUCAGGAAAUGCAAUGAUGAUCUGUUAAUUAAAAUACUAAAGGUGAUGAUCACCGACGGAAAAUUAAGUCCUAAACAACAACAUCAGCAGAGGCCCAAUCAAAUGGGAAAACAGAAUAAUGUUAGAAAAAUGAGUACAAUGCCAGAGGAAGAUGGAUCAGACGCUGAUGGUGAGCCGGACAUGAUUAGAUCAUCACAAGAUCAAGAUUCAGAUUCUCCCGAGGAGAAUGGACGUCUAUUGACCCCAACUAAUAAAAAGAUAGUUGUCACUUCAACGUUAUCAUCAGGAAAUGGAGUUAAAAGAUCCAACAGUGGUAACAGCAGUACCGACAGUGUUCACGAGAAAUUAUCAUCAUCGUCACGUGGUUGUCAAUCUGGUAGAUUGACGGAUGCUGGAUCCAGGGAGAUUUCGAUAGUACAACAGAGUGGAAGGAUCAGUCGUGGUAUGGAACUCUAUGGUAGACAUCAUCAAAAUCAUCAUUAUCGAUUUCCAAGUAUGAGAUCAUUAAAAUCAAAUGCAACUGAUGAUCCACAACAAUUGCAUUUUGGACAGCAACAUCAUUAUAGUCAACAGCAACAACAACAACAACCGCCGGCAACAAGUUGGGCAUCAAUUGUUUUUGAUGGUGGACACUAUGGAAGACCAUUUCCUGAUUCGGUGUCAAUUCGCUCUCUAGCCUCAAUUGGUAUGGGUUCGUCCGAUGGGAGGAAACUAACGAUAAGAAGAGUGCCCACUUCGCCAUCAGAGUUGCUUAACAUGGUACAUCCGCCAACUCCGGUGGAAGAUGAUCUCUCGACGUGUAGCACAUACGACGAUGGAGAUGCUGCAGAUCCGGAAGAUUAUCGACAACCAAAAAGACCUCAUUGGGAGAAUAAAGUGCAAUUUGUUCUCGCGUGUAUUGGAUAUUCAGUGGGUCUCGGGAACGUGUGGAGGUUCCCCUACCUUUGUUACAAAAGUGGUGGAGGUGUUUUUCUAGUACCUUAUUUUUUAAUACUCAUAGUAUGUGGAGUGCCAUUAUUGUAUAUGGAACUUGCAAUAGGUCAAUUUACUCGUCGAGGGCCAAUUGGUGCUCUCGGACAAAUGUGCCCUCUUUUAAAAGGAGCUGGUUUGUCUUCCGUGGUGAUAUCUUUUUUGAUGUCAACAUACCACAACGUGAUAAUAGCAUACGCAAUAUAUUAUUUUUUUACUGCAUUCAAAACCGAUCAACCGUGGUCCGAUUGCGAUAAUUUAUGGAAUACUGAACAUUGUUGGUCGGCUGCACUCAAUAGAGAAAAUAGAUCUGCAUCGACGACAUCGAAAACACCUUCCGAAGAAUUUUUCGACAAUAAAGUACUGCAAAUUAGCGAGGGAAUUGAACAUCCAGGAAUCGUUAGAUGGGAAUUGGCCGCAUGUCUUGUCACUGCAUGGGUAAUGGUUUAUUUCUCGAUUUGGAAAUCAAUCAAAUCGUCGGCAAGAGUCAGGUAUUUGACAGCGACAUUACCAUUUUUUUUGAUAAUUGUCGUCCUCUUCAGGGCAAUCACACUUGAGGGCGCUGAAAAGGGACUGCAAUUUUUCUUCAAAGUCGAAUGGUAUCGAUUAAUGGAUUCCAAGGUUUGGGUGCAUGCUGCUGCACAAAUAUUUAAUUCCGUUGGCGUGGGAUUUGGUACAAUGAUAUGCUUCGCGAGUUAUAAUAAAUUUCACAAUAAUAUUUUUAUCGACACACUGUCAGUGUCAUUAAUUGAUGCUUUUACUAGUUUGCUUGUUGGAAUUUUUACAUUCGCCACAAUUGGAAAUAUUGCAUUUGAGCAAAAUACAUCCGUUCAGGCGGUUCUGACUGAUGGACCUGGUCUAGUCUUUGUUGUUUAUCCAGAAGCAUUAGCAAAAAUGCCAGCUUCACAAAUUUGGGCUGUUCUUUUUUUCUUCAUGCUGGUCUGUCUCUCUCUCAAUAGUCAAUUUGCAAUAGUUGAGGUGGUUGUCACUUCAAUUCAAGAUGGAUUUCCAAACUAUGUAAAAAGACAUCUUCUUAGUCAUGAAAUGUUAGUUCUUCUUGUUUGUGUUGUUUCAUUUCUUUUAGGUUUACCCAACGUUACACAGGGUGGAAUUUAUUUUUUUCAACUUAUCGAUCAUUAUGCGGCUUCAAUAUCAAUAAUGUUUCUCAUAUUUUUUGAAGUUAUUGCCGUCUCGUGGUUUUACGGUGUUGGCAGAUUUUCCAACAAUAUUAAAGAAAUGUUUGGACGUGUUCCAUCAAUUUAUUUUCGAUUUUGCUGGUUAAUAGCGAGUCCACUUCUCAUAAUGGCUGUUUGGGUGUUUAGUUUGAUUGAUUACGAGCCACCAACUUAUCACAAAGGUGAAUAUAAAUAUCCAUGGUGGGCAGAAGCUGUUGGAUGGGGAAUUGCUUCGCUUUCUUUGAUUUGUAUUCCUGCAUUUGCUAUUUAUGUUCUAAUUCAAGCGGAAGGAAAAUCUUUUUCAGAGAAACUAAAAUGUUCUCUAAAACCACAUUUUGAAGCGUGCGCAAUUUGUGGACAGGAAUAUUGUACAGAACCAUUGCACGCAUUUGAGGAAGAAUUAUUGAAAGAACCUAUUCACGAAAUGAAUAGUCUCAUUCAAACAAAUUCCAAUUAUCCAUCGACAAAAACACAAAAUCAAUGACAUUUUAUUUUUUAAAAAAAUUCAAUUUUAAAAAAAAAAAUUUUUUUCGUUAAAAAAAAUUCAAUUUUUGUAAAUAUUUUUCGUUUUUAGAAAAUGAAAAAAAAAAGACAUUUUUUUUUCUCUGCUCUUAAAAUACAUUAUUUAUUCCUCUUAAUAUAUUUAUUCUUUUUUUUUUUUUUUUUAAUUCAAGAAAUAUUUGUUGUUUUUUUUGCGAAAAUUAAUUAUUUUCUAAAAUCUAAUAGAAAGUUGUAAAAUAUAUUUUUUUGUAAAUAUAUUUGUAAAUAUAUAAUUGCAAAAAAAAAGGGAAAUUAUUUUUAAAAUUGUAUCUUAAAAUAUAUAUAAUAUAAAGAUACAAAGUAGGAAUUUUUUUUUUCAUGAAAAAAGAAAUUUUUUUUUUUUUUUUGUAUUAUUUUGAAAUAUUAAUUAUAUAAAUUAUUAUUUUACUUAUUUUUUUUUUUUUU